This is a messenger RNA of Nycticebus coucang (slow loris), 7337 nucleotides long. RefSeq names its product C-terminal binding protein 1 (gene CTBP1). Gene Ontology annotation, molecular function: oxidoreductase activity, acting on the CH-OH group of donors, NAD or NADP as acceptor; NAD binding; transcription corepressor activity. The record is from RefSeq and is a predicted model, not a curated record. Lineage: Eukaryota; Metazoa; Chordata; Mammalia; Primates; Lorisidae. Bases 4929 to 6578 code for a protein of 549 amino acids. The transcript has 12 exons.
GGCCAGUAGGCCAGGGCCAGACCUUCUCUUGGCCAUGGUUUUCUAGUGAUCACUCAGGGCACAAUGCCGUUCUAGCUGGGGAAGAGGGCAGGAGGUUGGUCUUUCUAUCUGCACAGUCAGGAAUGUGAGUCAGAGCCAGGACAGCGGGCCGGUGAGGGGCAUGAUGGUCUGGUCCAUCUGGCUAAGUCUUUCCUUCUUUGGGCCCCAUGUCUGUGCCCCUCCAUGUCCCCUAGGUUACCCUUCACCUUGUGUACAGAUACACCAGACCAUGCAUCCACGCAUUUACUUUUGGUACACAUGAGCAAUCGUGCAGAGAUGUGCUCCCUGCCCACCGUGUUGGCAUCUGGGCCCAGUGAAUUGUGUGCAGGCUGCUCCCAUGCAAGUGAUGUCCUCACCAAGUGCCUGGAAAAGUGACCACAGAGGCUGAGAGUGCAGAUUCCAGAUGGGCCCUGGCCAGUAUGUGACCUCUCUGUGUCACCAUCUGCAACCACGGGGUAACCGUGGUGAUGUGCCAGUCUAAGCAGUGGGCACCUGCAGCAUUCAGGGCCAGGCUGGGGGCAGUGUCACGCUCAGGGGCUGUGUGUUUACUGUUGUUGCUGAGGACAGUGGUCUGGCAGCUGCUAAUUGUCUGUCCUGGAAGUUUGUCAGCAUAGCUUUGCUGAUCUGCAAAGCUAUAGGUGAGAUCCUUCUCUCCUCCUGCUGCUUGGCCUCCUUGUGCACAUGGCUGCCACCUUGACUGGGUCUGAGCAUGGCCUUGCCUGUUCCGCCAGUGCUGCAGACGCCUCUUCCUCUCUUUCUGUGGCCAUGAGGACACAAAUGUGGCUGCAGCUGGCCGCCUAGUGGUGCUCCCUCACCCCACCCUCUCAAGACCACUCAAUAUUCUUUCUGUUGCCCAGCCUUUUGUGGGGCCUCUGUCUUGUUUCCAACAUUCAGUUUUAUCCUGUUCAGCCUUAACUAGGCCAGCUCAUGGGUUCCCUGGAAAUCCACAAGAUGGGUUCAUGGCUGGGGACGUCUCUUCUGGACAUGUCAACCUGAGGAUACCUUAGGUGGGGGUCGUGACUGGGCUGCAUGGUCUGGGGGGGCUGGUCCUGCCUGGUGAGGUCCUGGUGAGUAUCCUAAGACAAGCCCCAGUCCUGUGUCCUGGCUCACUGUGUUCUGGGAGACUGGAAGGUGCCAGUAGCCCUGUGUGUCCUGCCUGGAGCUGGGGGCACCACCCUCUGGAGACUGAUAAUCUGGCAAACUGCCAGUUGGUAUGUGCUCAGUAAAUGUUUACAGGGGGAGCCCCUCUGGCAGAAGCGACCACAUCUGUAGGAAGAGACCCCAGGCUCUGUAGCCAGGAGCUCUUUCAGGCCUGGGUGGGAUCCUGCAUGUUUCAGGAUUUCCUGUGCUGGCCAUCACCUGCGCUGUGAGCCUCGUGUGGCCAGUGCCCCAGGGCCACCUGGUCUGAGUUGUGGGCAGCGUGGUAUCACUGUGCUGGGAAGUGUUCAACUGGCACUUCUCAGGAUCACUAAGCUGUGUCUGCAGGUAGAUCUGUGUGCCAUCUGCCAUCUGUAACCCCAUGAGUGCCCGAGUCAAAGGAACAUGUGUCUUGAGGCUUUGCAAUCCUGUGGGCACUCCCUGCUAGAAAGACUUGCUGUUUUUAUUCAACUCAUCAUGGGAGGGAGCAUGUCUGGCUCGUGUCACCAGGGCUGAGGCCUGGCUCGGGAUGUGAGGGACAUAGCCACUUGAGUCACCCUGGCCCUGCCUUUUUAACUGUGUUCCUGAUGGAAGGCUUGCUAGCAGCACAUCUCUCAGAGUCCCCUUGUAGUCAGCAGUUUGUCUGCAGCUGUGGUCACGUACCAGCAUUUGCCCAGCACCUGGAGCGCCACUGGCCUGGGGCAGGAUGGUCCCUGAGGUACAGCCAUGUCAGGGGCUACACACUCGCAUGGCUCUGCCUUUAGGAAAUGUGUUUUCCCCACAAAGCCAGAAAUCAUUUGGGCAGCCAGCCACCAGCUGAACGUUAGCCUUGUACCCCUCUGGGUGAUCCCCCACAUGCCCCUGGCCAGCUCCAGAGGGUGCCAGCGCGUAAAGCAGCAUGUGGACUGCUGGUCUGGGGGUGGGGGCCUGUGCCAGCUGGGAUGGCUGGACCUAUAGCAGGGCCCUUUCCCAGCCUUCAGGGUAGCCCGGACCUCCCAGGCCUGUCUGGCACCGCAGUCUGAGGUGGGGAGUGUGGUCUCCGCGGAGAGACACCAGGAUUGUGACUCUGCCUCCUGGGACAGUUUGGGACGCCCCAUGUACAAGGGUAGGGAGAGGGUGGGAAUCCAGUGACCUGUACUCUCUUUUAGUGAGGAUGGAGUUCACGUUUCCACAGCAGCUCACCGUGUGUCUGUGUGGACGUGACCUCCACGUGUGAGAUGUGUGCGCCCACUGCCAUCCCUGAACAUAGGUCUUGGAAGCACACCCUGCCUUUUAUUUUGGGCUUCACUCUGCGUCUUCCCAGGCUGCAGGGAGUCCCUGGUUCUUGUGGAUGCUGUCUCCAGAAGUACCGUGUCUUCUCUGGACUGUGCCCAGUGGGGCCACAUAUUGGCCUAGAGGGUUCUGGGGCAGCUCCUGCCCUGGGCAGCACAGCCAGGCCCUAGUCCUUAGGUUCCCAGGCCUGUGGGGCCAAAGCAGCCACCCCACGAUUGCCAGGUGGCUGCCCUGUAGGGCCCAGUUGUGGGCACAGUGGCAUCCUGGGGUUGGAGCUGCCAGGCCCUUGAGCUGUAGGGCACCCUGCUGGGCAUUGGCUUUGAGGAGGUGUGGCAGGUGGCCAGAGGAGCUGGCCCAAGUUUAUGGGAUCGGGCAAUGUUUGAUUUUAUUUUCAGGACUGGAGACACAGUUUGUCUUGAGAGGGGGUGUGGCAUGCUCUGUCUUCAGUGGGGAUGGGUAGAGGAUGGUGGGCCCGUGGGGCUGGAGGGAUGUGGAGGCAGUGUCAGUGGCUGCUGAGUCUAGGCUGGAGAAGGUGGGGAGGGUGGAAAGGGACUGCUGGGGGAUGGUCUGGGAUGCCUGAUGGGUGUGAGGGAGCAGGUCUAUGCUCUUCAGUCAACUGGGUUGUCGGGGAAGGGUCCUUGUGCUGUGCUAUGCGUAGGCCUUAGUCUUUCCCAGGAGGGGCUGUCCAUUGGGAGGACCCACGCCUGGCACACUGUGGCCCAGGCUACGUGGGCAGGUGCAGCCAACAGGAGGGAGGGCCUAGCAGGCAGCGGGUGAUGUGGGCAGUCAGCACGGCACCAGGAGGCCCUGGAUCAUCUGGCUGUCCCCUUUUAGCAGCCCCCCCAACCUGUCUCCAGGGAGAUUGGUGGGAGGCUGUCUGCUGUCUUUUACCUUAUUUUGAAAUAAAUUUUUAUUUUAAAAGUUUUAGAUUUACAUAAAAACCAUGGAGAGGGCACAGAGUUUGCACAUACUGCACCCCACUGCUCCUUGUGAUGUGUUGGCAAGGGGGGACACCAUGUCCCCCAAUCUGUGUUUCUUCAGACCCUGCAUUGUUGUGCUGGGAGGUGUGAGCAGCUAUGCGUUUCUGAGAAGCACUGUGCAUCCCGGGCCUUGUGCCCUCGUUCCAGAGUGUGGGGCAGAUGCGGGGUCCAUGCCCUAUGGCAUGAGGCGUGGAUGACAAUGGGGGACACGGGGGGCUGGGUCCCUGUGUGAGGCGAAGUACCCAAGGAUCUUUGGGCCUCGUGCAGAGUUGGGGCCAUAGGACUAGAUGGCAGCUGUCGGUGAGGCUGUGCCCAGCAUGGGGCAGCUUUGUGGGCUAGCUAUGGCCAGAAGAUGGUGUCCCCCCUAGGCCCUUGCGGUGCAAGUGCAGCCACUCAGCCCAGAGCACUACAUGGAGCAGGGCAGCAGCCAUGGGUCCUUCCCAGGUGUGUCUGGGUGCUAGGACCUGCUCCCUCAGAGCAGCUAGUCUGGCAAGUAUCUGCUAGUUUCACAAGUGCUGACCAGUCCCGGGUAGAGUGAAGCAAGUUGGCAAGUGCUGACCAGUCAGCCAUGUUGAUGGGUCUAGACAGGUGGAGAUUUGUGGUCUGUGUCCCAGCAGGACCGCCUGUGAGGUGCGUGCACUCACACAGUUCUCUUGUCCUUUAGUGUCUGUUUUGUGGAGGAUACAAGUGUUGGGUCAGCCCUUGUCCCCUGGUGCUGGUAUGUGGGCAGCAGGGGUGUGGGAGGCUCCAGAACACUCUGAGGGCUGGGUGGUCAGCACCCACACCCAUUUGCAGCCUCCCAGGCUGCAUUCUUGAUGGGUCUAUGCUGCCUUCACCCCAUGGCAAGGCCCUAUUGCUCCCUGUCCAUGCAUCUGGUUGUCCACACACUCUGCUCUCUGUGCUGAGCAGUGUUUUUGGCAGAAUCGAGUGACCAUUGCUGGGGCACUGCCUUUGGGGUGGCAGGGCCCAUGCAGGGACCAGGUGGGCAUUGUGGGUGAGACCCUGGGCAGCUGGUGCUCCAUUCCUCCUCUCACAGCCGUCUGGAAAUUCAAUGUCCCUGCCUGGUCUCAGCCUAGGAAGCAGCAACUUGAGUUAGAAGUUUCCAGAACCAGCAGCAGACCUGGCUCUGCAGCUCCCUGGCCUGGCCACAUGUCCUGCCUUUGGCUUCUGGUUCUUGGACUCUGGGGGUCUAGGUGGGGCAGGAGGCCACGGGGUGCUAAAGCCCCUGGAGGAGCUAUGACUGCAGGGUGAGCAUACCGCAUGUCUGCGGCCGGAGCCAGGGCCCUUGCCAGCAGCAGCUCUGGCCUUCCAGUAAGACUUUGAACCCGACGCAGGCUUCAGUGGCUGCCGUGGAUCGGAAGCCUGAGUGCUUUGGCUCGAGACAAUUAAAGACGUGGGAUGAGGCUCCAAGACAGGACGCGGUUCUGCCUGGGGAUUCUGAAGAUAAAAAGCUUUGAAAAGUCGAAUUCAUGGUCGUGGAAACCGAGCCCAUAUUAAGAAAUGUCAGCUUUGGGUGGUCAAUGCAGACCUGCUCCGUCGCCAGCAGCAUCCACUUGGGAGACUGGUGCUGCAGGAGGAAGGCAGCUGCCACAGGGGUUCAUGUUGUGCCUGGUUUGCAGAUCCUGGAGGAACAGAAACGGGCCAGGCAGUUUCUGGGGGAAGGCACCCUUGGGACUCAUCUGGGUCUGGGUGGCCACUUGGGGGCGUUUCCCUGAGGCCUUCUUGUGUAAUCUGCACAUCCAGUGUCCAUGGGAGUAUCCUUGCAGCUGGGUGGAGCACAGGGCCAGGCCUCCCAGAGCUGCCCUGAAGCCUAUGAGAGUCCCUGGCCCUCUCCCUGGAGGGCAGCUACCAUGUCUGUCCUGCAGGUGCGUCCGACCUCCGAUCAUGAAUGGGCCGCUGCACCCACGGCCCCUGGUGGCUCUACUUGACGGCCGAGACUGCACGGUGGAGAUGCCCAUCCUGAAGGACGUGGCCACUGUGGCCUUCUGUGAUGCACAGUCCACGCAGGAGAUCCACGAGAAGGUGCUGAACGAGGCCGUGGGGGCCCUGAUGUACCACACCAUCACGCUGACCCGGGAGGACCUGGAGAAGUUCAAAGCCCUGCGAAUCAUCGUGCGCAUCGGCAGUGGCUUCGACAACAUUGACAUCAAGUCUGCUGGGGACUUAGGCAUUGCUGUAUGCAAUGUGCCGGCGGCGUCUGUGGAGGAGACGGCUGAUUCGACGCUCUGCCAUAUCCUGAACCUGUACCGGAGGACCACCUGGUUGCACCAGGCGCUGCGGGAGGGCACACGGGUGCAGAGUGUCGAGCAGAUCCGUGAAGUGGCCUCUGGAGCUGCCAGGAUCCGAGGAGAGACCUUGGGCAUCAUUGGACUAGGUCGCGUGGGGCAGGCAGUGGCACUGCGGGCCAAGGCCUUCGGCUUCAACGUCCUCUUCUAUGACCCAUACCUGUCUGACGGCGUGGAGCGUGCGCUGGGGCUGCAGCGCGUGAGCACCCUGCAGGACCUGCUGUUCCAUAGCGACUGUGUUACCCUGCAUUGCGGCCUCAACGAGCACAACCACCACCUCAUCAAUGACUUCACCGUCAAGCAGAUGAGACAAGGGGCCUUCCUGGUGAACACGGCCAGAGGCGGCCUGGUGGACGAGAAGGCCCUGGCCCAGGCCCUAAAGGAGGGCCGGAUCCGUGGUGCAGCCCUGGACGUGCACGAGUCAGAGCCCUUCAGCUUCAGCCAGGGCCCCCUGAAGGACGCACCCAACCUCAUCUGCACCCCCCAUGCCGCAUGGUACAGCGAGCAGGCGUCCAUUGAGAUGCGUGAGGAGGCAGCCCGGGAGAUCCGGAGGGCCAUCACAGGACGGAUCCCAGACAGCCUGAAAAACUGUGUCAACAAGGAUCACCUGACGGCUGCCACCCACUGGGCCAGCAUGGACCCAGCUGUCGUGCACCCUGAGCUCAAUGGGGCUGCCUACAGGUACCCCCCGGGCGUGGUGGGCGUGGCCCCCACUGGCAUCCCAGCCGCCGUGGAAGGCAUUGUCCCCAGCGCCAUGUCCCUGUCCCAUGGCCUGCCCCCUGUGGCCCACCCGCCCCACGCUCCUUCUCCUGGCCAGACUGUCAAGCCCGAGGCGGACAGAGACCAUGCGAGUGACCAGUUGUAGCCGUGAAGAGCUCCCCAGGCUCAGCACCUGGGCAGGGGCCUGCAACCCUUGGACUGGAGUGGGUGGAGGUGGCACCUUGUGGUGGCCACGGCGCUCCAGAGACUGUCCGGCUGUGCGGGGAGGUGGGGCAGCGCCGUCCCCUCGACCCCGAGUCACUGUAGUUGUCCCGUCCUGUGGGCUGGCUGGCUGUCCUGUGUCCUUUGCGUUCCUCGUUAAGCAAAAGAAGUUAGUAGUUAAUUCUAUCAUGAAUGUUCUUGUCUGUGUACAGUUUUUAGAACAUUACAAAGGAUUUGUUUGCUUAGCUGUCAACAAAGAGAAGCCUGAGGGAGCUCUCGGCAAAGGGGCUGAGCUGUGUCCCUUCCCGUCUAGGAGCGUCUGGGAGCGCGGCAGCUGGCAAACUUCUCAGGACAACAAAUCCUUCCCGUGCUUCUUUUUAUGCCACACAGUGCAUUGUUUUUCUACCUGCUUGUCUUAUUUUUAGAAUAAUUUAGAAAAACAAAAGCUGUUUUUCCUAAUUUUGGCAUGAACACCCUUGCUCCAAACGGAGACGGCAUCACAAGGCAGCUCAGAGAGGGGCGAGUAGGUGACACGGGGCGCUGCCAUCAGCGUCUGUCCUGGGGGACGCGGAGGGCGCAGUGUCCCCACCUGCACCGGUGCCGUCCUGCUGAUGUGGUAGGCUAGCGAUAUUUUGGUUAAAUCAUGUUUGUGACUGUAACCAUUUGUAUGAAUUAUUUUAAAGAAAUAAAAAUCCCGAAAGAG